GCACAAUCACUAUACAUCAGUCAUACAUCAGUCAUACAUCAUGGAUUGUUUUAUUAUUUUCAAAACUGAAUACUGUACAGAUCAUUUAUAAUUAAAAAAUAAUUAAUUGGGCGUCAAUGAUUUAACUGUACAACCAUGCAAUAAGCAUUAUUUUAGGGAAAUGAAUGCGCUCACAACUGCCUCUGUUCAGAUUGUGUAGGUGAAAGCAGAUGGAGGCUACCAGAUUGUCCACUGCUGUCCACUGAGUAUAAGUGUGCCAUAUGCCCUCAAAAAUACUGCUUUUAUUACCUCCCCAUUGUCAAGGCAUCUAUACAGAAAGUAAUUUGGGAGCGAGCUGAUGGGAGGGGAUAACGUAGCAGCUUGACAAUAACAGCUGCCUUUAUUUCAGAAACGGAAAAAUAACUGUCCCUACCGAGGCCCAUCUCCUUUUAGACAGAAAAGGAUAAUUUUAUACCAUUUAUAAUUGUCCGUAUCACAACUUGACCAAUGGCUUUAUUUUUGAGAAAUUCAUUGUUCAGCCGCACCUUAUAACGUGUGUGUGACAGGACAGACUCAGAUAUGUCUUACAGAAAGCAAAAAGUCACAAAGCAAAGUCAAAAGCUUUUAAUCAGGUAUCAAUGUUUUUAUUUUUGAAAAGAUUGAGAAGAUGAAAGACGCAUGGUCGCAUCCACAAAAAAUAGUCAAUAAAAGCAGAACAUAUAGGCUUCUGACUGAGAGCUUCCCGCUUUUAAAAAAUUGAUUUACCAUGAUUUUUAUUUAUUUAAAUGAUUGCCCCAUUAGACUAUGUUUAAACACAGUGUGAAGGUGUGGCAGAAUAGUGAAUUUCUCAAAAAUAAAGCUGGUGGAGUAGUGAAAUGGGCAGUUAAAUAUGAUAGGAAUCGCUGUUGUACACACACAUCAACACUGGGCGAAGGUCUUGCUCUCAGGAUAAUUUAAGCAGAUUGCCCUGGGAGUGGGUUGGCCCUUUAGACAUCUUUGUGAGGUUUUAUUGUCAGGGAGGAGCAAAUGGAAAUGCUGAGUUCAAAAGAGCUGUUAGUAGAAUCAAAGACAAUCAAUCUCCAGACAGAAGAGAGAGACGGAGGAACGCUGAGAAAUUGUUCAAUUCCAGAUUUUGGCGAUGACAAAAACCUAAAAAGGUUUGCUAAAAUUCCCACUCGCCUGAAUCUUGGAGAUGACCUGGGGGAGCACAGCAAGUGACGCAUUCUGCAGUCAGGGGGACUGUAGUUCAGAGCUGGAACUGUACUUUACUGCUUAUACGUCUUUCUUUCACGAGGUCAGAAGAUCAGCGGAUGAACAGGUCGAGUGGGGUAAACAGGAGUUGACUCUUAGUGAGAUUCAACACAAGAUUAAGGAGUAUAAUGCACAGAUCAACAGCAAUCUCUACAUGGUGGUUAAUAAAGACGGGUCCUACACUGGUUUCAUCAAGGUCCACUUUCAGUUGGUCCGUCCUAUCUCCCUUCCUCCCCCUCAGAGCCUGUGCUCCACACAGGAGGAAGAACAGCAGGGCGGACGAAUGAAACGGCGGACAUCUUUCUACCUCCCCAAAGACACUGCCAAGCACCUGCAUAUAAGUUCCCAAACACGUGUACGAGAAGUCAUUGAGGCAUUGCUCAACAAGUUCACUGUGGUGGACAACCCAGCCAAGUUUGCCCUGUUUGAACGCUUUGAGAGACAAAAUCAAGUGUACAUGCGUAAACUGUCUGAUGAUCAGUGUCCCCUCUACCUGCGAUUGUGUGCUGGCCCCAGUGAAAAAGCCUUGAGUCUGGUUUUGAAAGAGAAUGAGACAGGGGAAGUAAAUUGGGAUGCAUUCAGUUUUCCUGAGUUGUGCAACUUUUUGCGAAUCCUGCAGCGCGAGGAAGAAGAGCAUGUACGGCAGAUUGUGAAGCGCCACACUCUUGCUAGAGACAUGAUGAAGCAGGCCAUGGCGAGGAUUACUACUCCUGGUUGACAUUCUGCCUCUUUGAAUAGUAUUGUUGAUCAGCAAUAUAAAAGGGAAAGAAAGAGCUCAGACAAUGACAUUGUUUUGAUUAAGUGUUGGUUAUGAAGCAGGGAUACAAUGAAUGUGAACUACCUAAAGGCUUAGACCUUGCUAAUUUUGUGCAAGCAGAGCCACUGUUGUAAACUGAAGGUGGGAUGGAUUAUCUCUGUCUUAACUGGAUACAGGUCUUUGUUGAAAAACCAUGCUGCUUGACUAGUUUAUUUAUAGUGGUAUUAAAAACACAGUUUUAGUCUUUCUGGUAAUCUAUCACAUGAUAUAUAGUUUAAUUUAUAUUCUGUGAAGCUGUUUGGAAAUUUUGGCACUUUAAUGAACCUGUGAAAUGGAUUUGGGCAAAAGUAAAAUGUGAACCAAUGUCUAUGAAGAUUCUCAGUCAUCCAGGUCAUAGUUAUCCAACGAAGGUUAAAGUCAAGGGCAACUGGACUUGGUUGAAGAUACUGAAGAAGUCCUUUGGAUGAGGGACGAAACGUCUUCCAGUAUCUUUAACCAAAUCCAGUUGCCCUUGACUUUAAUCUUCGUUGGAUAAUGUGAACCAAUGUAUUUGCAUCCUAAUUAUCUAAUAAACUGGUGACAAUUAA
Molecule: messenger RNA, 2574 nt
Organism: Micropterus salmoides (largemouth bass)
Lineage: Eukaryota; Metazoa; Chordata; Actinopteri; Centrarchiformes; Centrarchidae
Gene: rassf1
Product: Ras association domain family member 1
Exons: 5
Coding region: 1172-1948 (258 amino acids)
Biological process (GO): Ras protein signal transduction
Cellular component (GO): nucleus; microtubule cytoskeleton
Source: RefSeq, a predicted model, not a curated record